Molecule: messenger RNA, 1813 nt
Organism: Onychostoma macrolepis
Lineage: Eukaryota; Metazoa; Chordata; Actinopteri; Cypriniformes; Cyprinidae
Gene: rprml
Product: reprimo-like
Exons: 1
Coding region: 236-634 (132 amino acids)
Source: RefSeq, a predicted model, not a curated record
ACGAAACCUGCGCGCAGCUCUCAGCUGAGCUGCAUUUGGUUUGGAAGUGCUUUGGGCGCUGAUCGUGCUUGUAAAGUCUUCUUAUUGACUGAGAACGCAAUAGAACCAAGCACCUUUUUAUCCAAGUUGCGUGUAAACUGGUGGUAUGAACAUCACAAAAGAUUUUAGGAGAUACUUUUAUUAGUUUCCCUCCUCAUGAAACUUGACUCAACAGGCAGUUGCAGAAAGUGAGUUGAUGCCCAAGAGGCUCGACUGUCGUCAGCUCCAGUGCUCCGCGUCUCCGCUCAGGAUGAACGGAACGUUUUUUAACCACACGGUGUUUACGCACGGCGUUUUGCUCAACCGCAGUCAAGAACUGGCGGGGACACUAGUUGAUUGCUGCACGGGGAACGGGAGCGAGGUGACCGCAAACGACGGCGGCGGGUCUUUAGUUCUCGCUCAGGACGAGCGCAAGAUGUUCGUUACGCGCGUGGUGCAGAUCGCGGUGCUGUGCGUUCUUUCGCUCACGGUGAUGUUCGGGAUCUUCUUUCUCGGUUGCAACCUUAUGAUCAAGUCCGAAAGUAUGAUCAACUUCCUGGUCAAGGACCGGAGACCAUCCAAAGACGUGGAGGCGGUGAUGAUCGGACUGAGUUAGCCGCGGCCGGGUGUCACCUGUAACCGGCUGCAGGUCCGAGUGACACCUCAGACUGGGAGCCACGGAGAUAUGCAACUUAACAUUUUCACUCCCUUUGUGUUCUGAAAAGAAAAGGCGUUGUGGAUGGACUGAAGCAAAGAUGGCAUAUACAGCUGCACGUUUACGAAAUGAGAAUGUAUUUAUUCAUGUUUACGUAGCUUUUUGUAUUUGAGGUCAUUUUUGCUUGUGAUUUUUUACAGUGAAGUGUUUACACGUUUUUACCUCAGAAAAAAAAAUCAAAGUAUGUAUUUAUUGCAUUAUGUUUGUUAAAGUUAUUAUACGCUACCUUACAAAUUACUAGACGAAAUUAACCAUGGUUUUAUUGUAGUUAAAGUUAGUAACCAUGGUUUUUUUGGCGAAUUGAUUACCAUUUGUAUAAUAAUGGUAUAAUGGGGGGGGGUUUAGUAAAAGACGUAAAGGCGUAGCCUAUUUGCUGCAACUGUAGUACUUUUCACACUUUUAAUAACAAAGUGAUAAACGACAACUUAUGCUUUUUCGACGGACCCGCGCACAAAACUGGUCUUAAUUGAAAGCGCGUAAGCAACGUGUUGUCAUGGUAACUUCCCUUUGCAAGCGAAAUGUAGCGACGUUAAAAUAAACGCUCUAACUUUAAUUAUCACUGAAAAACCUGUUGAAACCUAUACAUGCUUGCAUGAAAAAAAUUUACAUUUACUAAGACCCUGCCAGUCUUUUGUUUUGACUCCCUUUUGGUGAGGUGAGGUGGGGUGGGGGGUCCAAGCCUUAUUAUUCGAGAUACUCUGAUUUCCUCAAACCCACCAUCAUGGUUUGUACUAGACAAUCACUUCCAAAAGCAUGUUGUUUUGUGAACGGUGACUUUUGCACCUUGAAUUGCUGGUGUUUUGAAUUUGAAGAUGUCAAAAUGUAUUUUUCUUCAAGGUUAACUUGUGGCCGAGAGCACGUGAGGGGGGGAGAUGUUCAUCUGGUGGGGCACUUGCACGUUUUCAAAGACUCCUUCCCCAAUCACACCGGCUGAUGUCUCUCCCUCUGCAUGCACGGCGCUCGGUGUGGCAGGCACUUUCUACGUAAAAACCUCAAUGCUGCAUGGAGUAUUUUGUAAACUGUAUUGACUUGCAAACUUGAAGUUGUGCAGCAUGCUUUGAAUAAAAUUGUUAAAACAUU